AUGGUAUUCGUCAUAUCUAUAAUACUUGUAAAUGCUCUGUAUAUAAAUAACAUUGAAGCCGUGGACUUACAUAUCGGUGUCAUUUUACCAUUUAAAGGGAAAUUUCCAUGGGUUUUAAAAAGGACUAAGCCAGCAAUAGAAUUUGCUAUUAAUCAUUCCAUUCCGUCGACUUUUAAUGUGAUAAUUAAUUAUAGAGAUUCUGAAUGUUCGGACACUGAAGGGCCUUUGGCAGCCAUUGAUUUGUACGUUCAGAAAAGGGCCCAUGUGUUUAUAGGACCUGCAUGUGAUUAUGCUGUUGCCCCGAUUGCCAGGUUUUCGUUACGCUGGGGGAUUCCAGUUUUAAGUGCCGGCGCUCUGGUCAGUGCUUUUUCUGAUAAAAGUGAAUACAGUUUGUUGACUAGGGUACAGGGUUCAUACGCUAAAGCAGGUGGAUGCUUUGUCAAACUUUGUGCAGAUUUCAACUUCAGAUCAAUCGGAUUGAUCUACCAUGAUUUUCGGAAUCGACCAAAUGGUAUUAAUUCAAAUUGUCAUUUUACAAUGGAAGCAAUUUUCUUGGCGGUUAGAUCCGCUUAUAAAGAUCCCUGGUAUAAAUCUUUUGAUCAAACAUCGAAAAAUAAUGAUUUUUCUGCAUUACUGCAAGCAGCAUCAAUGCAUACAAGAGUGGUGGUAUUAUGUGCUGCACCAGAAUCUGUUCGAGAAAUCAUGAUUAAAGCUCACGAAUUAAAUUUCGAUAAUGGAGAAUAUGUAUUCUUUAAUAUUGACCUGUUUAGCAGUAAAAAUGCCAGUCAGACGCCAUGGUAUAAGGCAGAUGAUACACCAGAAAGAAACGAAGCAGCUAGAUUGGCGUAUGAUGCAUUAAUGACCGUCACGCUUAGAAAACCAACAUCUCCAGAAUACAAAACUUUUUCAGAAGAAGUGAAACGAAAGGCAAAGGAACUGUACCCAAAUUUUACGUAUGGCGAAGAAGAGGUAAACAGCUUCGUUGGUGCGUUUCACGAUGCAGUUAUAUUGUAUGCUACAGCUUUAAAUGAAACACUGGAAGCCAAUGGAUCUAUAUCUGAUGGUGCUGCCAUUACCAAACGCAUGUGGAACAGAACAUUUGAAGGAAUUACUGGGACUGUCAGUAUUGAUGCUAAUGGUGACAGGAAUGCAGAUUAUUCCCUGCUUGAUCUCAAUCCUGAAAACGAUAAGUUUGAAGUUGUUGCUAAUUAUUUUGGUAAUAAGAAACAAUAUGAAAAGGUGAAAGGUAAAGAGAUACAUUGGGCUGGAGGAAGAACUGAACCACCUCCCGAUGUACCUGUCUGUGGCUUUGAUGGAUCUUUAUGUCCACCAGAAGAACCAUUUCCAGAAUAUGGUAUAGUGAUAAUAGUAUUGGGCUCAAUAUUAGUAAUAGUUUUAGUAACUGUCUUUUUUAUCUAUAGACAUAUAAAGCUUGAGGCGGAAUUGGCAGAAAUGAAUUGGCGUGUCAAGUGGGACGACAUUCUCUUUGGUUCACCUGAAAAGAAUCACAAGUUGGAGCGACAAGGAAGUCGGAUAAGUUUAAAUCGGAAAUAUUCAUAUGCCAGUUCGUGCUCAGGAGACACAAUUGCUGUUCAUCUAAAUGAUGCUGGUAACAGACAAUUAUUCACAAAAACAGGGUACUAUAAGGGAGCUAUAGUAGCUGUGAAACCAAUUCAAAGAACCAAUAUAACCAUAACUAAACCAUUAUUAAUAGAAAUUAAAAGAAUGAAAGAUUUACAGAAUGAUCAUAUCGUCAGACUAUCUGGAGCGUGUAUUGAUCCUCCACAUUGCUGUACAUUAACAGAAUAUUGCCCCAAAGGAAGUUUACAGGAUGUGUUAGAAAAUGACCAAAUUAAAUUAGAUUGGAUGUUUAGAUAUUCUAUAAUGCAAGAUAUUCUUAGGGGCUUAUCCUAUCUUCAUACUAGUGAAAUACGUGUUCAUGGGAAUUUAAAAAGUACUAAUUGUGUAGUGGAUAGUAGAUUUGUUGUAAAAAUAACCGAUUUUGGCCUAAGAUAUUUUCGAGAGGUUGAAAAAGAAGAAGAAGACGAAUCUUAUGCCUUUUAUAACAAAAAAUUGUGGACAGCUCCUGAGAUAUUGAGAAUAUCUACAAAAAAUCCCUGUGGUACACAGAAAGGCGACAUUUACAGCUUUUCUAUCAUUUGUCAAGAAAUUGUUUAUAGAAAUGGUGUAUUUUAUUUACAUAAUUUAGAUCUUAGUCCCAAAGAAAUUUAUGUCAAAGUUAGAAAUGGUUUGAGACCAUAUUUCCGACCCACAUUAGAUGACUAUGAUUGUCCUAGUGAUGAGUUAGCUAAUAUAAUUAGAAGAUGUUGGGCGGAAGAUCCAGCAGAAAGACCUGAUUGUCAAGCCUUAAAGUCACUUAUAAGAAAACUAAAUAGAGACGGAGAUAAAGGGAAUAUUUUAGAUAAUUUAUUGUCCCGAAUGGAACAAUACGCUAAUAAUUUAGAAGCUUUAGUUGAAGAAAGAACAGCUGAUUAUCUGGAAGAAAAGAAAAAAGCUGAAAAUCUUCUAUAUCUUAUGUUACCAAAGCCGGUUGCUGGUCAACUGAUUCGUGGUGAAUCGGUAGCAGCUGAAACUUUUGACCAAGUUACCAUAUAUUUUAGUGAUAUUUGUGGGUUUACUGCUCUUUCGGCAGAAAGUACACCAAUGCAGGUUGUGAAUUUGUUAAAUGAUCUUUACACAACGUUUGAUUCUAUCAUAGAAAACUUUGAUGUUUAUAAGGUUGAAACAAUAGGUGACGCUUACAUGGUAGUGUCUGGACUUCCAGUUAGAAAUGGGAACUUACAUGCUCGGGAAAUAUCUCGUAUGUCGUUAGCGUUAUUAGACGCUGUUUUAUCAUUCCGUAUUAAACACAGACCAGAUGAACAACUGAAAUUACGUAUUGGCUUACAUACAGGGUUCGUGGUGGCUGGUGUUGUUGGGUUAAAAAUGCCUCGAUACUGCUUAUUUGGUGAUACAGUUAAUACAGCUUCUAGGAUGGAGUCCAAUGGAUUACCAUUAAAAAUUCACAUGAGUACACAAACCAAAGAAACCCUUGAUAAUUUUGGCACAUUUGAAGUGGAAUUGAGAGGCCAAAUAGAUAUGAAGGGAAAGGGUACACAGACCACAUAUUGGCUGUUAGGAGAAAAACAAAGCAACGAUAACACGGCUGGUAAUCUUGGUAUCUUAUGACCCAAUAAAUCCAAAGAACAAUUAUCAUUGUAAUGAUAUUCAAGUGGAAUGCAAACUCUGAUGAAGACAAACUUGGAGUGGAAGAUAUUGAAGUGCUAUUGACUUAUUCACUAAUUAAUAUACGCAACCUAUAUUGUCUUGGAUUUAUAAUAGUGAACCACUUAUGGCAUGUACUUUAUCUUAUGG
Lottia gigantea (owl limpet) is the source of this 3375-nucleotide messenger RNA. RefSeq lists its product as hypothetical. Bases 1 to 3189 code for a protein of 1062 amino acids. The transcript has 22 exons. Gene Ontology annotation, molecular function: ATP binding; protein kinase activity; guanylate cyclase activity. NCBI's taxonomy places the organism in Eukaryota, Metazoa, Mollusca, Gastropoda, Lottiidae. Gene Ontology annotation, cellular component: membrane. Gene Ontology annotation, biological process: intracellular signal transduction; protein phosphorylation; cGMP biosynthetic process. The record is from RefSeq and is a predicted model, not a curated record.